AUGAUGCUGAUGGCCCUGGUGGUCUUGGCAGCUCUUGGCAGCACCUCUUUGGCCUGCGCUUUUGAGCCGUCCUCUUUCAACAACACAGGAUUUGUCAUCAGGAUCACUAAGCCUGCUGCACUAGAGCCCCACGCUAAAUCGACAGGACUUAAUCCAGCUUUUCAUCCCUUUCUUAGCAUCCAUAUUGAUGACCUGUCCAUAGAAAACAGUGAGGUUGACUUCGAGGGAGACACCAUUAACAUUGAUAUCCAAAACGUCUCAGCUUCCUUCAAAGGAACUCUGAGCUAUGGCUAUUUAGGUGCCUGGUGGCUGAAACUCGUUCAUUUGAUUGACUUUGAAAUUGAAUCUUCCAUCGAUCUCCAGAUAAACAGUAAACUGACAUGCGAAAAGGAGUAUGUGGCGGUUGUCACCUCGGAUUGUUAUCUGACCUUCCACAAGCUGAUCCUGCACCUCCAAGGAGAUAAAGACCCCGGAUGGCUAAAGCAACUUUUUACAAAUUUCAUCUCUUUUACCUUGAAGCUGGUUCUCAAAAGCCAGGUGUGUAAGGAAAUAAACUUUGUCUCUCAACUGCUGGCCAAGUUUUUCCAGGACACAGGAGAAAAUUUCCUCAAAGAUGGCGAUAUAGGAGUGGACAUUUCCCUGGCAAUGUUUCCAGUAAUAAAAGCAAAUUACAUUGAAACACAUCAUAAGGGCCUCCUCCUCUACAAGAACUACUCGGACAGCUUCCACGACUCUGAAUUUGUACCGUCUCUACUGUCCGAAUCCAGAAUGCUCUGCUGCUGGUUUUCGGAGCAUGUCCUCAGCUCUCUGGUCUUCGCAGCCUUCCUAGAUGACCGUCUGAUGUUAACCAUCACGGGGGAAGAAUUAAAGAUCUUCCAAGGUGCCUCCUACAAUGACUCCCUGGCUAAAGUGUGGAGUCUCAGUCCUCCCCAAAUUAUUCUCCAGCCCAAAGGGACCGUCAUGAAGUCAUCCAUCGCUGUGGAGCUCAGUGUUUCUUCACGUGGGGAAGAAACUCCACUGGUUAUAUAUUUUGAAAAGGAUGUCACGGUUACAAUCCAAGCUUCAUAUGUGCAAAAGAGGCUGGUUUUGCAUUUCUCUGAGGCUGUGAUAGAGCCUAAAACAAUGAGGUGCUCCUUGGAUAUAGCAGUGAACGAUGAAACUCUAAGGCACUUCUUGGAGAAAACCAUCACUGUUGCUGGGAUCCCAGAAGUGAUUUCAAGAAUUGAGCCGGCUCUAACAUCCUUGAUGAACAGCAAAGGACUUGACCUAGUAGACAUCGUAGAUCCUGAGAUAAUAACCAGAAAUGGAUACUUGAUUCUACAGAUGGACUUUGAUUUCCCCCAUCAUUUGCUCCAUGGGUUUCUGAAGAGAAAUCUAUUUUAG
Messenger RNA from Gekko japonicus, 1383 nucleotides. RefSeq names its product cholesteryl ester transfer protein, plasma (gene CETP). The record is from RefSeq and is a predicted model, not a curated record. Gene Ontology annotation, cellular component: high-density lipoprotein particle. The transcript has 14 exons. Lineage: Eukaryota; Metazoa; Chordata; Lepidosauria; Squamata; Gekkonidae. Gene Ontology annotation, biological process: low-density lipoprotein particle remodeling; cholesterol metabolic process; phosphatidylcholine metabolic process. Gene Ontology annotation, molecular function: cholesterol binding; cholesterol transfer activity; phosphatidylcholine binding. The coding region runs from base 1 to 1383 and encodes 460 amino acids.